Messenger RNA from Aureococcus anophagefferens, 1769 nucleotides. RefSeq lists its product as hypothetical. Gene Ontology annotation, cellular component: cytoplasm; cytosol. Gene Ontology annotation, molecular function: ATP binding; glutamine-tRNA ligase activity. NCBI's taxonomy places the organism in Eukaryota, Pelagophyceae, Pelagomonadales, Pelagomonadaceae. The transcript is spliced from 2 exons. The annotation marks the transcript as partial. Gene Ontology annotation, biological process: translation; glutaminyl-tRNA aminoacylation. The record is from RefSeq and is a predicted model, not a curated record.
ACGCGAUGACCUCAGGCGCUCGACUCCUCACCUUGCUGUCGUGCGCGACCGCGCUGCAGCGCGCCGCGCCACCGCUGCGACCGUCUUCGGCGGUCCGCGCGGAGGACAAGGCCGCCGACAACGGUGAAAGCCUCGGCCGGCGCCACUUCAUCCGCGAGAUCAUCGAGACGGACCUCAAGGAGAAGAAGCACGGCCAGAUCGUGACGCGCUUCCCGCCGGAGCCCAACGGGUUCCUGCACCUGGGCCACGCCAAGUCCAUGUGCGUCAACUUCGGCCUCGCGUCGGACUACGGCGGCCGCGCGCACAUGCGCUUGGACGACACGAACCCCGAGAAGGAGAACCGGGUCUUCGGCGACGCGAUCCUGGAAGAUGUGCGCUGGCUCGUCGGCGAGGCCACGGGCCCCCAGACGGGCAACCGCGACCCCUGGUACGGCAACGUGCGCCACGCGUCCGACUACUUCGACGUCAUCUACGCGGCCGCGAAGGCGCUGGUCGCGCGCGGCGACGCGUACGUCGACUCGCAGUCCGCCGAGGCCAUGCGCGAGACGCGGGGCACGCUGACGAAACCCGGCUCGAACUCGCCCUUCCGCGACCGGAGCCCGGCGGAGAACCUCGAGCUGCUCGAGCGCAUGCGGAACGGCGCGAUCAAAGAGGGCGAGGCCGUCCUGCGGGCCAAGAUCGACAUGGCGUCGCCGAACUUGAAUCUGCGGGACCCGGCGCUCUACCGCGUCAAGGCCGGCACGCCCCACCCGCGGACCGCGGACGACUGGCGCAUCUACCCCAUGUACGACUUCGCGCACGCCGUCUCCGACUCGAUGGAGGGCAUCACGCACUCGCUCUGCACGCUCGAGUUCGAGGACCACCGGCCGCUCUACGACUGGGUCGUCGACCGCUGCCCCGAGCCGCGCGGCGACCGGCCGCGGCAGAUCGAGUUCUCGCGGCUGAACGUGGCGCACACCCUCAUGUCGAAGCGCAAGCUCGCGAAGCUCGUCGAGGACGCGGCCGUCGACGGCUGGGACGACCCGCGGCUGCCGACGCUCGCGGCGCUGCGCCGCAAGGGCGUGCCGCCGGCGGCGCUGCGCCUCUUCUGCGAGCGCGUCGGCGUGUCCAAGGCCGACAGCUCCAUCGACCCGGAGCUCGUCGACGACGCCGUGCGGGAAGUGCUGGACGCGUCCGCGCCGCGCGCGAUGGGCGUGCUGCGGCCGCUGAAGGUCACGGUCACGAACUGGCCGGCGGACGGCGAGGACGAGCGGUUGGACGCGCCGCGGCACCCGAAGGACGAGGCCAUGGGGAAGCGCGAGCAGCUGCGCUUCGGGUCGUCGCUCGUCAUCGAGCGCGCGGACUUCCACGAUCCCGAGACCGACGGCGCCGCGCCCGCGGGCUUCAACCGCCUCGUCGCCGGCGGCCGCGUGCGCCUGCGCUACGCGUAUGUGUUGACCUGCGACGACGUCGUGCGCGGCGCCGACGGCGCCGUCGAGGAGCUCCGGUGCACGGCGUCGCUCGACACGCGCGCGGGCGCGCGCGGCGACCCCGAGAUCCCGCGCGUCAAGGGCAUCAUCCACUGGCUCCGCGCCGACGACGCCGUGCCCGUCACGGUCCGCCUCUACGACAAGCUCUUCGCCUCGGCGACGCCCGGCGAGGGCGACGACGCGCUGAACCCGAAGGCGCUCGAGGUCCUCGAGGACGCGCUGCUCGAGAAGGACGCGCUCGAAGGCUUGGAGAACCGGGGCGCGAUCCAGCUCGAGCGCGUGGGCUACUUCUGCGCCGAC